AUGGCGGUGGCGGUGAAAGUUCAGUCGUGCCCGACAUGUUCCUUCAAGCCUAAAGUGGAUAAGUUCACCGAGAUGGCCAAGGAGCUCUUCGGCGACAAGGUGGAGUUCACCUCUGAGGAUGGCGAAAAGGGCAUGUGCGUAAUCUCCAUCGGCGAGGAAGUUGUCUACGAGAAGAAGGGCAAGGGAAAGGGGAAGGGGAAAGACAAGGACAAAGACAAGGACAAGGACAAGGACAAAGAGGGAUGGGAUGAGGAAGGAAAGGGCAAGGGCAAAGACAAGGACAAGGACAAGGAGAAGGACAAGGACAAGGAGAAGGACAAGGACAAGGACAAGGACAAGGACAAGGGCAAGGAGAAGGGCAAGGGCGGAUUCGGCAAGCCCACGCCCGAAGAGCUGGUGGAUGCGCUGAAGAAGAUCGGCGAGAAGUGCGGCGUGGAGGUGGCCGCUGAGCCGGACGGCUUCGCGGAGCUCCAGCGGCUCCACGAGGAGCAGCUCGCCGCGGGGCCGCCGGCGCCGCCGCCCGCGGAGGGCGAGGAGGAGCGGCCCUGGUACCAGUUCUGGUAG
Messenger RNA from Prorocentrum cordatum, 564 nucleotides. The record is from the annotation of a GenBank genome assembly. Lineage: Eukaryota; Dinophyceae; Prorocentrales; Prorocentraceae.